UUGUUUGAUUCAAGCUGAUUGGUCAAGAGCAACACACGUCAUCAGUGAUUUAAGAUUUCAAAACAGCUGCUUCUCGUCGUGGACCGUGUGUUUCUCGGACGCGAACAACUGCAAUAUUACAGGAAAACAUGGAGGCUUUAGGUGACAGUAUGAAGGUGGUGGUGAAGGUUUUUAGGAGAGAGUGCCACAGGGUUUUAGACUCUGAGAGGACCACCAUUCAUGGAGCUGAUGGCAUGCAGAUGGUGCUGCAGCUGGCCAUGGCUGAAGUUAAAAAGCAGCGCGGCGGAGAGUUCAAAGUGGCCCUGAGUGAUGUCCUGAUGGCCUGGAAACACUUACUGUUAGACAAACUUCACCUGCCGCCCCCCGACUCUGCACGCCUGGAGAACUAUGAUCUCAUCCGCGAGGCUUACGAGUCCUUCCUGAAACGCUCCAACACGGUGGACCUGCUCGAUAUCUUCUCCAUGUACAAACAGCUGAGGCUGGCGGACUCGGAUCCAGAUGAGCCCGUGAGCCCGAUCCAGAUGUUUGAAUUCUUAUCUGGCAACAUGGAGGUCUCCGGGUUGCCAGACUCCUCAGUCCCGUCAACACCGUCUAGUAGUCAAAGCAGGCGCUGCAGCUCACAGGUGAAGAUGGCAGUGAGAAGGGUUUUCUGCUCCUAUCUGAGUCUGCUCGUGAACGCCAAGAACGACAUGGCCUCGGCGCUGACCCUCGACGUCCCCGACCGCGCUCUUGGGCGGCAGGCUUUCACCGACGUGAAGCACGCCGCGCAGAACGACAACACCUCUCUCUUCCUGGCUGUGACAUCUUUCGUGAGGGCCAUCCAGCUCGGAGGGAAGGGCUACGCUCCGGCUGAGUCCGACCCGCUGAGGAAACAUGUCAAGGGCCUGUCGGACUUUGUCCAGUUUAUAGACAACCUGGAAGAAAUCCUGGGGGAGGUUCCUGACCCAAGUGUUUGUGGAGCCAAGCUGGUGACCGCCAUCAGGUCUGUGCUCGUGAAGGGACGCAGCAGCGAGGACGCCGUCUACGCCGCAGCAGAAGAGACGACGACGGAGCUGAAGGAGAGGGUCCGCCAGCUCCACCUGAUCCAGAAACGGAGCGCUAAUGGAAGCGGGACGGGGAUAAGCCCUGCCAGGCCAAAAGCCUACGCAGUCAAUCACGCCACGGCGUACGGAGGUCGGGACACGGUGAAGGUGCUGAUGGCGCUGCUGGAUGAAGACGCCCUGAAGCCUCCGUGCAGGAACAAAGCAGAUCUGCUGUCCGAGGAUCAGCCCGUCCUCAGCGGAGCGGAGGGGACCUGCGUCCUCACGCUGUUCAGAUCCCCCGAAGUGUCCACCGGUUGUUCUCCAGAACCUCUGAGAAACCGAGUCCAGAGCCGACUAGACCUGCUCAAGCCCAAGGCCGAAGACAAAGUCAUUCGAUCCCAGUUUGCGUGCACAUACAAAGAUGAAGAACUGCCCCUGAACCGCGUGCUGGAGUUCCCCAGCACCAGCCAGGUCCCGUCCUGUGUGCACGCGGCGCCCAAACCCAAAACCCCUCCAGCUGUGGAUGAGGAGACAACAACAGGUUGUCACAUUUGCUUUUGCUCUGUUUCAAUCUUUCCAGACGUGCCUACUUCUACCUCUGAAAAUAAGAAACAGAGCAGUGAACAGCGGGGAGUCGCGCUCGGGCCAAGAAGUGGAAAUGCCCAACACAGACUCGCGGGAAGUAGAAAGAAAACUGGCGCUCGGAUGCAAAACAAGGGCAACAAGAGGAAGCAGGUGGAUUCUGACCAGCAGGGGGGAUCAGAAAAUGAGCCUCCACAGAAAAAACAGCCAACUAGUGUCUCGGUGAAAGUACCCGGCAAGAAUGUGGGCAAGACCUCGAGUAAGAAAAAGCUGAUAGCAGGGCAGGGGAAACUUACCAGCUUCUUCAGAGUUUGACGAUUAUUUGUUCUGGUUUCAUGCUGUUGCGGUGGACAGACUGUAGAACGACGUUCAAACUAAGGCACGGAAGGUCGUUCGUUUUUUGUUUUUGUUUUUAAUCUGGUGUUGCAGGGGCGUUUUCAAAUUAGGCUGUCAAACAGUCUGAUAAAUGUAUUCAGGAAACGGCUUCACAAGGAACUAUGUGAUUAGCGUUACAGUAGAUGAAGGAGUUCAAAACUGCGGUCGACUCUGUACAUUAAACAGAGCUAGAGCUAGCAUCGGUUUCGCUUAAAAGUAAGCUAGAGCUAGCUAGCACUAGGACUAGAAGCAGGUGUAUACAGCUGGCGAACUAAAGCCUGCAGCUACAUUUAGAGAUCUUGCAAGCGUAUUUCAAAAACUUCAGACAGAACAAGCCAAACUGUUUGACCCCUUAUUGCAGAUUUUUAAGCUAAAACUAAGCUAACGCUGCUAGCUGUAGCUAUAUAGAGUUAAUAUCUAUCUCUUUAGGUUAAUUAAUAUAUAAUGUGUUGGUUAGCUUCAGGUAGUCUGGUAAAGUUUUAUUAGGCUACAUUUAAAAACAGAGUCUAA
Labrus mixtus (cuckoo wrasse) is the source of this 2489-nucleotide messenger RNA. RefSeq names its product PARP1 binding protein (gene parpbp). Gene Ontology annotation, biological process: negative regulation of double-strand break repair via homologous recombination. The transcript is spliced from 11 exons. Bases 129 to 1919 code for a protein of 596 amino acids. The record is from RefSeq and is a predicted model, not a curated record. Lineage: Eukaryota; Metazoa; Chordata; Actinopteri; Labriformes; Labridae. Gene Ontology annotation, cellular component: chromatin.